Messenger RNA from Blastomyces gilchristii SLH14081, 2327 nucleotides. RefSeq lists its product as uncharacterized. Gene Ontology annotation, molecular function: carbon-sulfur lyase activity. Lineage: Eukaryota; Fungi; Ascomycota; Eurotiomycetes; Onygenales; Ajellomycetaceae. The transcript has a single exon. The record is from RefSeq and is a predicted model, not a curated record. Bases 485 to 1147 code for a protein of 220 amino acids.
UACUCGUUGAAAUUGUGAUGUGCCGAUUUUCUAGGUCUUGCUGGUUAAUGAACACUUGUUCGGCGGCGGGAAUUGCUACUAUAGCAUUGUAAAUACUCAACUCGGUAGUUACAUGUUCAUGCUAACCUCCGAGCGAGCCAUCCCUCUGAGAAAGAGGAUGCCUUUCAAUCAGAGCAUUUGGGAUAGCGUUCAGGGAUGAAGCAAAUUAGCUCGCCUGCAGAUGAUUGUGAGUCCAUUGACUCUCCACGCCUGACUAAUUAUGAAUGGUGAAAUUUGUAUCGACGUAUUCUUAUAAAAAUGGGCAUCGUAUUCGGACGUGCCCUUCCCUUGCACUCAAAAUAAAGCCAGUGACGACGGCUCAACUCCCCCUUUGGCCGAUCAGAGAUCAAGACAAGGUCCAGGGUUCCUUACUAAUAAUUAGAACCCAGCCAAAUUCGUCCAAAAUCUAAACUAAACAGCCACCUAAUAAAUUGUUAUCAACACCAUGUCGUCCAUCCCUAACGAACCUUUUUCUCUCCAUGGAGGGUGUCAUUGCAAGGCGAUUCGUUAUACUGUCUCAUUCCCCAAGUUCGACGAACGGCCGGUUCUGAACCCAAAUCACCCACCGGAACAACCUGACGUUAAAGCCCCCCUGAUAUGCUUUGACCACUGUAGCGACUGUAGAAGCGCUUCAGGGGUGCCCGUGCAGAUUUGGAACAUAUGCCCGCAAAAGUUCAUAGCCUUUUCAUUACUGCGCCGGUGCGAUGAUGCAAGCGGUUCAUCUGGCCCCUGCAGCGAUUCCAGCAACGCAAGGAUUGAUAUCACCGGUGACCAGCUUGUUCACCCGAGCGAAACAGCGAAGGAAACUUAUUUGACUUAUUACGCUUCUUCCAAGUCAGUAUGGCGCACAUUCUGCUCCAGAUGCGGGACCAACGUGUCCUUUGUAGCCUUUGAGGAGGUGGGGUCGGAGACUCUCAUGGAUCUGGGGACGGGGACUUUGGACCACGAAAGCCUUCAGCUAGUUGGGAUGCCACAGCGUCACAUUUGGUGGGACUCUGGGGUCGACUGGGUGAAAAGGCUGAUGGCAGAGGGGGAGGCGGGUUCUUCGCAAAAUGCGCUGCCCAAGCAUUCAGGGGGGGAUAUUUACGAGAUAAUCCAAGAGAAGUGAAACCGAAUUGAGAAAAGCGAACACUAUCACGAAUAACGAAUACCGCUUGAAUUCGACCCAACGAGAACAACGAGCCGUCCCUAACGGCUUGUUGUAUUCUUCCCUUCGUCGCCGCGCCGCCGCGGUAUUGUUAUUCCCAGCAUCUUAACAUAUGUGAAUAAUAAUACUAGAUGCUGUAUGCCAUUUUAAUUCCUUCAAGAUGUGAUGCUACAACCUUUUAGGACUCGCUCUCAAAAUGCACAGCAUACAGAGGGUCAUAGAAUUUCAUGGAUAAACCCUUCACCGCAAGGACAGCUCAACAAUAGCCCCAUGAUAGCAAGCGUCUGCAAUACAUGCACACCCUUUCAAAAAUUUUCCACUUAGAUAUUCGUCUGAUAGGAGGUAUUUAGGCGUUGAUAAGCUAAUGCAAAAGCCUCCUCGUUCACAGAUACCUGACACUCCGGGCUUCAAUAGCAGGGGCAUAAUUAUAUCUAUACAAUUGCUCCAGGGCUUACAGUUAUUGGUUCCGUAAUCGUUUUCGGUGCAAAGCAGUGAGGAUUACCAUUCACACUCCUUUCAAUCUUACUGAGUCCCCUUUUUUGCCUUUUCCCCCCUUGAAUUGUCACCGUUUAUCAACUCCGGCGCGGCCUAUUCCAGCUCCAUGUUAUUCUGUUAUCUAACACAGAUCGGAUUGUCUACCCUGGCUACAAGCCACAACCUCUAACUAUCCGCGUUCCACCUGUUUUCUUAUUCGGACUCAGACGUAUCCUUCCCCUACCCCGGCACUUUGUAGUAUUCUCCUAUUUACUGAAGAGCUGCCAGCACCUGCAAAUCCAGGGGGUUAACUGCUAAUUGUGAGGGAGAACCUAAAAGUGAGCUCUUGCAGCUGAGAUUUGAAGGUGUUCUUGAAUUCCACUACUUGGUCAAUUCCUUCGUAUCAUCAAUGACUAAGUUCAUCUAGGAAAAUAUCUGCGCGGUUUGCCAGCCUUGAUUGUCGUUAGAGGCAAAGUGCAACAAUGAUAGCAACUACAUACCGAAAACCCGUUUCCUUGCCGGAGACCUUCUGUUGAGUGCUGUGUGAGGAGAGGCAGAAAUUCCCACCAAUAUACCUAGGUAUGAGAUAUUCCACAGCCCAUGGAUUUGGUUGUUUGUGAUUCGUAGAACCAUCUCACCAGCCAGAGCUAAAUGUGACAUAACCGUG